Molecule: messenger RNA, 979 nt
Organism: Colletotrichum acutatum
Lineage: Eukaryota; Fungi; Ascomycota; Sordariomycetes; Glomerellales; Glomerellaceae
Exons: 1
Coding region: 220-879 (219 amino acids)
Source: RefSeq, a predicted model, not a curated record
UUGCACGGAAUGUCCUUGCAGUUUUGGUGCUCGUCCGCGGACGUGCGAGAUAAGCGGUAGAUUCCCUGCCGUCUGAUUACCGCGUUGGGCCACUUCGCAUCAUGUUGAACGCUCCUCUUGAGUCAACAUGUUGCUGAUGCUGAGCCAGGCAACGGUGCUCGUCACGAAGAAAAAUCUAAGAAUGCGCGUAGGCUUCGUCGAAUCUUGUAGGUGUAUUGCAUGAGGUGUGUGUGUGUGUGUGUGUGUGUGUGGAAGUGGGAUGGGUCGAACGCUCAGCCAGCCACAAGGAAGUCAGGCAGGGCGGGACAAGGUAAACUCGGGCGUACCGGCCAGGUAUGCGGAGUUCACAGGGAAACAAAAACGAUAGCCGUAUGGAUACGGAUACAGAGUGAGGCUUCUUUUUGUUCUUUCUCCGUCUCUCCAUUACUUCUGGAAGACACGAAGAAGGAAUGGAUCAUGGAUCAUCGGCGAUAUUGCGACAUGUGGGUAAUAAUCUGCGAUCAGGGCAAGAGCAUGCACAGGCCUACGAGCCUUGUUUGCCAUGAUUGCUAUGUGCUGAGAGGAGUGGACAAUAUGUGGAUUCCUUGCGUGACAGGCUGGACCCAGCUCGCACGAGGGAGAGGAUCGGCAGUGCGAGUCGCGAGCUUCUCAAGAACGACCCUUUUGGCCAGGGAGAUGGAUCUGUAUCUUCCUGCGGACACACGCCGGGUACUAAGGAUGAGAUCUCGUGUGAAGAGCUGGCCGGGAAACAACGGCGAUGAACACAAUGAACGGCUGAUUGAGCGGAGCGCACAGGGCAACUGCACAUGGAGAGUGUUUGAGUGUGUACUGGUGCCAUGGCGAUCUAUGGUUGCAGAAUUGAAGCGAAAACCGAAGUAGUUGUGGCGGACAGAACGCAGCGCAUGCAGCGUAAGUGAUGACGGCGACUUGAGAUGAGGGCGUCUACCUUGAAGGCAUAGGCAGGUACUUGAGAGGGGUA